AUGGAAUAUUUUCGUUACUAUCGUACUUGGAUGUACGAUAGAACGUUACCAGGCAGACGUGGACUUACGGCAAAUUUUGAGGAAGGAGUUAAGGGGUUUAUCGCGUGGGCAUUUGCACAAGAAUGUUGUCGACGUGAGGGAGGAGUGAGAUGUCCUUGUCUUAAAUGUGAAUGUAGACGUAUAAUUAGUGACCCAGAGGAAGUAGAACGUCAUUUGAAGAGGAAGGGUUUCAUUAAAAAUUAUUGGGUUUGGACAUAUAAUGGAGAACAACUGCCGAGUAACGUACAUGCAGAGACAACUAAUACAGACGCAUCAAGCAGUCGAUCACAUAUGGAAUUUGAUGAACAAUUUAAUCUGAUCGAUGAAAUGGUUGGUAAUGCAUUUGGAGUAAAUGUGACAUAUGAUGAACCUCAGGACUUUGAUGGUGAAGAGUUGCCGAAUGAGGAAGCACAAAGAUUUUACCAAUUGUUGAAAGAAAUGAAUACACCGUUGUUUGAGGGGUCGGCAGAUUCAAAAUUAUCAAUGUGUGUGAGAUUAUUGGCUGCAAAGUCAAAUUGGAAUGUUCCUGAUCAGUGUUUGGAAUACUUUGCAAAAAUGAUGUUGGAUGCGACUCCUACGAAAGACAACUUGCCUACAAGUUAUUAUGAUGCAAAGAGGUUGGUGUCGAAGUUGGGUUUAGAAGUGCGAAAGAUUGAUUAUUGCAUAAAUGGAUGUAUGUUGUUUUAUGACAAUGAGUUUGGUAUUAAUGAUGAGGCGCUGGAGGAAUGUAAGUUCUGUAAGAGUCCGAGAUAUCAAGUUCGUAGUAAAGCCAUUAACCGUAAACAAAAACGUGUAGCAGUGAAGUCCAUGUUUUAUUUGUCGAUAAUACCAAGGUUAAAAAGAUUGUUUGCUUCAAUGCAUAGUGCAAGUCAAAUGACAUGGCAUCAUACAAACAAAACAUCUUCAGGCAUUAUGCGGCAUCCAUCUGACGGUGAGGCAUGGAAACAUUUUGAUAGGGUACACUACCCAAAAUUGGGUGUGCUGACACCAAAACUGGGAAGUUGCAUGGAAUGA
Messenger RNA from Lathyrus sativus (Indian pea), 1053 nucleotides. Lineage: Eukaryota; Viridiplantae; Streptophyta; Magnoliopsida; Fabales; Fabaceae. The record is from the annotation of a GenBank genome assembly.